This is a messenger RNA of Penaeus indicus, 1418 nucleotides long. RefSeq names its product homeobox protein MSX-2-like. Gene Ontology annotation, biological process: regulation of transcription by RNA polymerase II; embryonic morphogenesis. Gene Ontology annotation, molecular function: RNA polymerase II transcription regulatory region sequence-specific DNA binding; DNA-binding transcription factor activity, RNA polymerase II-specific. The transcript has 2 exons. Gene Ontology annotation, cellular component: nucleus. Lineage: Eukaryota; Metazoa; Arthropoda; Malacostraca; Decapoda; Penaeidae. The coding region runs from base 302 to 1282 and encodes 326 amino acids. The record is from RefSeq and is a predicted model, not a curated record.
UAAGUUACCAGCGAGCGGCGGAAUUGAUAACUUGUGUAAACAGUCGCAUCCGCCGCUGCUCCGUUCGGGCCAUUUGCAUGCGGACGUUGAUAUUCGGGAAAUGCUAAGUGCCACUUGCGUCUCCGUCGGAGUCGCCGCAGCAGUCCUCCGGCGCGAGUGAGUCCCCGGCCAGGAAAUGGCGAGCUGGUGACGAGCGCGCGUCCGGCCGCACUCGGCGCCGUGAUCGAUUGGCGCCGCUGAUCCGUAAUUGCCGGAGAUUCGCGCCCGCGCCCCCGCACCUCCGUCGCUCUCUCCCGCCGCCAUGUCGGGCGUGGUCGCCACCGAGACCGUCCGGCCCAGCCACAACUCCGCCUUCAGCGCCGUCGUCAGGAAGCGCUUCUCCUUCUCGGUGGACUCCAUCCUCGCCAGCUCGCCGCCGAAGGACGCGCCGAAGGACACCGCCGCCGACGGCCUCCCCCCCCCGCAGACGCCGCCGGAGGAGCCGCUCUCGCCCGCCGAGGACAGACUCUCCGCCAAGCCCCUGGAGGACGACGACGACCACGAGGGCGACGACGGAGACAUCACCGUCGACUCGGAGCCCGACGACGCCCCCGGCCGCAGCGACGCCCGCCUGGCCCCGCUCCUCGAGGACGCCGCCCACAAGACGCCGCCGCCCCUGGCCAGCCUCCUGGUCCACACGGGCGCGGUGGGGCCGCCCUUGCCUCCGCCCUCCACCUCCGCCGCCUCCAUCACCCCGGCCAGCCUGCCCGGCGCUUGGCCUCCGAACCUCCUCCUCCACCACCAGCUGGCCCUCCGCGCCCUCACCAAGUCUCCGGAGCCGCCGAAGUUCCUGGGGCCCGUCAAAGUGACCCUCCGGAAGCACAAGCCCAACCGCAAGCCGCGCACGCCCUUCACCACGCAGCAGCUGCUGUCGCUCGAGAAGAAGUACCGCGAGAAGCAGUACCUGAGCAUCGCCGAGCGCGCCGAGUUCUCCGCGUCGCUCAGCCUGACGGAGACGCAGGUCAAGAUCUGGUUCCAGAACCGCCGCGCCAAGGACAAGCGCCUCAAGGAGGCCGAGCUGGAGAGGCUGCGCUACAGCUCGCGGCCGCUCCUGCCGCACACGCCCCUCCUGCCGCCCGCGUCCUUGCUGCCGCCCUUCCUCCUGCCGCCGGCGCUGUCGCACCCGCACCAGCUGCCUCCCAGCUUGCGGCACAUCGCCGGCCAGGACCCGCGGCCGCCGCAGCCCUUCUCCGUGCCCUCCAGCGCCGCGGGGGGGACAGCGGGGGCGCCCUGCCUCCAGUAGCUCCUCUCAAGAAGGGGGAGGACGAGGCAGCGGGGAGGAGACAGGAGGAGGAGGAAGAGAGGAAGAAGAAGAGGGAGAAACAACAAUCAUCAUCCUCAUCACCACCCGUUCAUCACCAGCAUCAUCUUCAUCACUC